Rhagoletis pomonella (apple maggot) is the source of this 1247-nucleotide messenger RNA. It is a transcript of the gene Rsf1, whose product is annotated as RNA-binding protein Rsf1. The record is from RefSeq and is a predicted model, not a curated record. Gene Ontology annotation, molecular function: mRNA binding. Bases 175 to 777 code for a protein of 200 amino acids. NCBI's taxonomy places the organism in Eukaryota, Metazoa, Arthropoda, Insecta, Diptera, Tephritidae. Gene Ontology annotation, cellular component: ribonucleoprotein complex; nucleus; cytoplasm. The transcript has a single exon.
UUCCGACAUUUUGUUUUUCACGCAUCGUUUUGGAGCGAAGCACAAAAAGUAUUAUACACACCCGAUUCAAUCGAUUGAAGCCAUCCCGAGCAGCAGGAAGUGUACUAUACGAAGCAAAGAAAAAGUGAAAAUUUCUAUUUCUGCCCUAAUUAAUUGAGUAAAAGUUAAGUGAUAAUGGGCGAUCAACGAGGUACACGCGUCUAUGUCGGUAAUCUAACCGAUAAAGUGAAGAAGGAUGAUCUAGAAGGAGAAUUCACUAAAUAUGGCAAGUUAAAUUCAGUUUGGAUUGCUUUUAAUCCACCAGGCUUUGCUUUUGUGGAAUUCGAGCACCGUGAUGACGCAGAAAAAGCCUGUGACGUGCUUAAUGGUACAGAAUUGUUGGGCUCACAGCUACGUGUAGAAAUCUCCAAGGGCCGGCCACGUCAAGGUCGUCGUGGUAUGGGCGACCGUGGUCGGCGUGACUUCGGUCGUCGAAGCAACAGCGGUGGCGGCGGCGGCGGUUAUCGCCAACGUGGCUCCGGCAGCGGUGGCGGACGUUACAACGACCGUGGCUACUCCGGUGGUGGUGGCCGUCAAGGUGGCGGAUACAGCAGCCGCGAUGGCGGCAGUAGUGGCUUCAAUCGACGCGACGUCUACGGUAGCAGCAGUGGUGGACGCGAUAGUGGACGUUCAUUCGGCGGCAGUGGUGGAUACGGUAGCGGAAGUGGCGGACGCAGUGGUGGCAGCCAAGGUGGAGGACGCUUCAGAUCGCGUUCCCCAGUCGGUCAUCGCUUCUAAAUCAAGCAGCAAUGGAUAAAAAAGUAAAGAAAUAUUCAUACAUACUAUAUUGUGUUUAAGGAAGGUAGCAUGAUGUGAUUGUUGGAACAUGCGUGAGUGUGGCACCAACAGCGCAAUUUUUAAAAUUAUAGGAUUACUAGUACGCAGUAAUAGUUUUGAGAGUAUUUGAGAAAUGCAAAACUGCAAUUCGUUUUAGAAGUGUAAGGGCUAUCGAAAUACAACACACAACACAGACAAGUGUUUAGACAGAAAAGAUUCAUUAAUUGGUUUAAGUAAAUGUAGAGCAAAUAGACAUCAAGAAACCGAUGAUAAACACGAUGAUGAUAAAUUGUAGAAAAUGUCUACCGCUACCCAAAUUUGAACGCUAAUUAUAAGCUAAUUCGAGACAACAAGUUACUACGUAAAAAAGAAAUAACUUUGAAAUAAAAUAUCUUCAAUAUCUAUGUAUACUUAACAGUAUUCGCAAAUUA